AUGCGAGGCCUCUUGGCCGCUAUUUCCGUUAUUUCCGAUAUUUCUGUGAUCGACCCCUUCUCUGCCGCACUCCCCGUCAAUCCCGAGUCCGCCAUCCGCUCUCGCCUCCCCCCUUCCCCCGCGUCCCCCCUUCCCCCGCGUCCCUCCCCUUUCCCCGCGUCCCCCCUUUCCCCGCGUCCCUCCCCUUUCCCCGCGUCCCUCCCCUUUCCCCCGUCCCCCCUUUCCCCGCGUCCCUCCCCUUUCCCCGCGUCCCUCCCCUUUCCCCGCGUCCCUCCCCUUUCCCCGCGUCCCUCCCCUUUCCCCGCGUCCCUCCCCUUUCCCCGCGUCCCUCCCCUUUCCCCGCGUCCCUCCCCUUUCCCCGCGUCCCUCCCCUUUCCCCGCGUCCCUCCCCUUUCCCCGCGUCCCUCCCCUUUCCCCGCGUCCCUCCCCUUUCCCCGCGUCCCUCCCCUUUCCCCGCGUCCCUCCCCUUUCCCCGCGUCCCCCCCUUUCCCCGCGUCCCUCCCCUUUCCCCGCGUCCCUCCCCUUUCCCCGCGUCCCUCCCCUUUCCCCGCGUCCCUCCCCUUUCCCCGCGUCCCUCCCCUUUCCCCGCGUCCCUCCCCUUCCCCCGCGUCCCUCCCCUUCCCCCGCGUCCCUCCCCUUCCCCCGCGUCCCUCCCCUUCCCCCGCGUCCCUCCCCUUCCCGCGUCCCUCCCCUCCCCUGCGUCCUCCGCGUUUCGCUCGGCUCAGAUUCCGCAACGUGCAGGGACCUGUUCAAAUGCCCCAGCAGCAGCAGCCCUUGAGUCUGCUUGCUAUCAUGUGCUACAAACGAGGGGAGCAUCCAGACAAGGCUGAAGUGGUCGUUCCUGUGAGUGCGUCACGAGAGCUAUCGCCUGCAUGGAUCUCUCGGAUUGUCAGGCUCGCCGGUACUCCACUCCCCAUGGCCAGCAGCAGUAGUCUGGAGCCGCCUAACGAAAGGGUCAAUGAUUCUCCACUCGCCACGGACAGCAGCAGUAAUAAUCUUGAGCCGCCUCGAGAAAGGAUUGUUGGUACCUCACUCUUCACGGUCAGCAACAGCAGCAGCAGCAGCAGCAGCAGCAGCAGCAGCAGUAGUCUAGAGCAGCAUAAAGAAAGGGUCAAUGAUGCUCCACUCGCCACAGGCGGCAACAGUGAUGUUGAGCCGUUUCGAGAAAGGACCACCGGUAUUUCACUAGCCAAGACUAGCAGCAGUGGCAGCAGUGGUGUUGAAGGUGUCUUUGGCUGUUCCUCCAAGGGGUAUGCAGCUGCAUUCCACUCGCCUGGGAGCAAAGAGUUUCCGCGUAAGGCAGUAAGAAUUGCUGUUGUGGACCAGUUUGGGCUCAUGGUGAUUCUGCGCGUGUUUGACCAUGUCAAUAUCAGCUCAUGA
Molecule: messenger RNA, 1380 nt
Organism: Closterium sp. Yama58-4
Lineage: Eukaryota; Viridiplantae; Streptophyta; Zygnematophyceae; Desmidiales; Closteriaceae
Source: the annotation of a GenBank genome assembly